UCGUACUUCCGCCUCGGGGAGUGUCGACGGGUCUUGCCGGGGGCUCGAGGCCGGAGAGGCGUGUGCGCGUGCGCACGCCCGCACCUCAGGACAGGGGACGCGCAGGGCGACAGGACAUCUGGAACUAUUUUGCUUUUAUGAAAACGUGAUCGCGUCAAUAACAACUAUGCAUUAAUGAGAUACUGAAGAGAGAUAAAAACCAACUAAAAGAAUGAAUAGUGAAGAGGAAUUUUAUGAUGCUGUCACAGGCUUUGAUUCCGAUAAUUCUUCAGGAGAAUUUUCAGAAGCAGUUCACAAAGUUGAUGUGGAUGAUCACCAGAGUAACAGGACUGGAAAGCACAAUGGCGAUGGGCCAGUACAAGAGAACGGAAUCAAGAAACAUAGAACAUCUUUACCUGCUGCAAUGUUUACUAGGAGUGAUUUCAGUGUCUGGAGUAUCUUAAAAAAAUGCAUUGGUUUGGAGCUGUCAAAAAUUACCAUGCCCAUUGCCUUCAAUGAACCCCUGAGCUUCCUUCAACGAAUAACAGAAUAUAUGGAGCACACAUACCUCAUUAAUAAAGCAAACUGUCAUUCUAACCCUCUAGAAAGAAUGCAGAUUGUUGCUGCUUUUGCGGUGUCCGCUGUCGCCUCUCAAUGGGAGAGAACAGGCAAACCAUUUAACCCUCUCCUUGGAGAAACAUAUGAAUUAAUCAGGGAGGAUUUAGGUUUUAGGUUAAUUUCUGAACAGGUCAGUCAUCAUCCACCUGUCAGCGCAUUUUACUCUGAAGGCUUAAACCAGGACUUCAUUUUUCAUGGCUCAAUUUAUCCUAAAUUGAAGUUUUGGGGGAAGAGCGUAGAAGCAGAACCCCGGGGAACCAUAACAUUGGAACUGAUAAAACAUCGCGAAGCUUACACUUGGACUAACCCUACCUGUUGUGUACAUAAUGUAAUUAUUGGCAAGCUAUGGAUAGAACAGUACGGAACAGUAGAAAUUAUAAAUCACAGUACUGGAGAUAAAUGUAUUCUUAACUUUAAACCCUGUGGACUGUUCGGUAAAGAGCUUCACAGAAUAGAGGGCUACAUUCAAGACAAAAAUAAGAAGAAACUCUCAGUGAUCUAUGGGAAAUGGACAGAAUGUUUGUGGUGCGUUGACCCUUAUUCUUAUGAAAACUAUAAGAAGAACGAGAGGAAAGGUGGCGAUCAGAAGAAACCAAAGCCGAGAGAUGAACCUGAAAAUGAUGAAGCCGAUGAUAUGCCAGAGGUUCAAGAAACUGUGCAAGUUAUACCUGGCAGUAAGCUACUUUGGAGGAUAAGCUCAAGGCCAUCAAAUUCAUCACAGAUGUACAAUUUCACCAGUUUUGCUGUCACUCUCAAUGAAUUGGAGAAGGGCAUGGAAGAUAUAUUGGCUCCUACUGACUGUCGGUUAAGACCAGACAUAAGGCAUAUGGAAAAUGGAGAGAUAGAUAUGGCAAGCAAAGAAAAGGAGAGGCUAGAAGAAAAGCAAAGAGCUGCUCGCAAGGAUCGUGCAAAAGAGGAAAUUGACUGGAGGACAAGAUGGUUUUACCAAGGCACUAAUCCAUAUAUUGGGACUGCUGACUGGUUAUACUCGGGAGGAUAUUUUGAUAGAAAUUUCUUUGACUGUCCGGAUAUCUAUUGAAAACCUUGAAUGCAGUUGCUCUUUUGCCCAGAAUUGGUAGACUUAAAUGAGUCCAGCGGCUAUUGGGCUAUGUCAUGACAAGAAAAAAAUAUAUUUUUCCUAAAGCAAUGAAAAUCAUCCAUCACUGAUCAAGGUUUUGUCAUGUACAUUUGCCAAAAUACUGAAGUGCUGUUAACUCAUUUUCCUGAAGCUGCAACAUGAAAUUAUGUAAUGGGGAAAGAUGCUUGCAUGUUUUUGUUAGCUUCCUUCAAUUUAUCAUUUCAUGUUUUUGUUUUAUUUUUAUUUUUUUUGGCCAGAAUUAACUCGCUAUAACCGGUGGGAAAAUAGCUCCUUUCUUAAAAAGAGAAGAUAAGUACUUUUUAAAAAUAAAAUAAAAUUGAACAAUAAAAUAUAUCUUUGAAGUAUUCAAAACUUGGAGGCCACAGGGACACCUUAGACUAACAGAUAUGCUGCUGGUCCUACUGGAAAGUUUCUAGCAAGAAUCCAGAGUGACUCAAAAUUCACACAAGUCUUUGAACACUCCUUUUAAAAGUUUGACAGCAUACAAUACAGAUAGACUUAAUUUUCAGGAGCAAUUUCUCCAUUUUGCCUCAGCCUCUGGGCACUGUGAAUUAUUGAUUCAAUGAAGUAUCUGUGAUUUUAUUUUUAAAAAAGUAACUACUCCAUUGAAUGUUGGGCUGGUUUGUAAGUGUGUAGAUAACAGCAAACUCUUGUGUGUUUGAAGUUGCAAAAUGUUUUGUCUUAAAACCCAUUUUUGGAGAUAUUUAUAGGAACUUGGAUGUCAUGUAAAUAUCAUGUAAGAAAUCAUACUCCUUGCUUUGUUCAGAAAUGUUCAUUUGCAGUUCUGCUUUGGGAGACUGAUUUUCCCAUUCAUUUCAUAAUACGGGCAUCCUUCUUCCUCUUUCAAUUUGCCUCGGAUACAUUCUGCAAAAGUUCAUAUUUAUUUUGGGCUUGUUUUUUUCCAAAUCACUUGCUUGCAUCACAAUUAAUAACAGGUUUUUUUGAACAGCAGUUUCUUAGUUUGUUGAAUGCUGAAUGACACAGUGGAAGCUUUUAAUGCAUCUCCACUUGUUAGAAUUCCUCGAGAAUAAGUGUAGGUUUGCAGUUUUAAACACGUCAAAACUAUGUCAUUCUGGAGCCGUUUGGAUUGAAAGAAAAAGAGUGUUUUUCUUUUAUUUCUAACACACACUAAUGACAAUGUGUGUGGCUUUACAAAUAAGUUAAUAUUUACUUUAUUAUUAUUUACCAAAUUGGAGAUAAUUUACCUUGCUGUUAAAUGGUAAACCAGCAAGAGCAUAAUAAUUUAAAAGGGACAGUGAAACGAUUAAGAGAUGGGAUUAUAGUCCCAUGAACAUUUGUCUACGAUAUAGGAAUAUUUGAGUGUUUUUCAUUACAUUUCAAGCAAAAAAAAAGUUACCAUGAAAAAAUACUUAAGGCAAUAAAGUAUACUUUUAAGAGAAUUGGACAGGCACUAGUUAACUCUAAAUUGUAUGUUGUUGCUAAAUAUUGCAGCUUCAAAUUCAUUUAUUGUAUUAGGGCUUCAGAAUGCUUCAGUAGUCUCUCUCUUGAAAUCACUUGCAUCACAGUAGUCUCACUGUAUUUCAAUUUAUUGCCUUUUCCUUCAUAAUGUUACCCAUGAAUCAGUGUGCAUUUUAUUGUUAAUAGAUUAAUUUAUCUAUUAUGUAUCCCAGUCCAGAAACUCUUGGGCCCUUCUGUUUUUUGGUAGGAACAGUGAAUAUUGGUUCUAGCAGUAAUUUUGUGCUUUAGGCCCACUACAGAAUUGGCUAUUUAUAUUGCUCUCAUAAUCCACUGGUUUCAGUAUCUGAACAAUAAGGCUAUAUACAAAGACCAGCUGUUAUGAUAACAGUAUUUCAAGCUCUAACUCCAGAAACGUGAAAAUAGGGGACAAUAGAAACUCACUUUUUCUCCCUUGAUUAAGUUACUAUCUCCUUUUAUUAGUAAAAGUUUUGGAAAGGGUUAAGCCAGGUGAUCUGUAUACAUGCAGACAAAUGCAGGUGGGUUUCAUUAAUAUUUUGAAGGAAUCACAUUAAUUUUUUUUAACUGGUUGGACCUUUUUUUUUUUUUUAGAAGUGGCAAGGGAUGUUUCGAAAUUCCAAUUUGCUGUAGGAGGAAAAUGCGAUCUUUUAAAUUGAAAUUAAAAUUGAUUUUAAAGGAAGAGUGAAUAUUUUUCAUUCACCUUUUGUAUAAUUAUUCUCUACUGAAAAUAGAUUUAUAUUAGGUCUUCAUGACUCAUCUUCUAUACCAACUGAGGCAUAUACUGUACUAUAUGUUCAUGAUUUGGUGGCUGGCUGAGCCUUACGUUUCAAAAACGAUGUGAAAUUGAGACUGCAGAAAAUCUGUUGUCCAGUAGAAAUAGUGGGAGGCUAUUAACAUAGCUGAUUUGUUUCUCUGCAAAUGAUUAAUUGUACUGGAAAAUAAUUCCUAAGCUGCAAGUCCGUUCUCCCACAUAUGUAUAUCUCAUUUCUAACCAACGGCAGGGUAUUAUACUAAAUAUAAUGCUUCAGAACAGAUUAGAAUUAAAACGCACACUAAAGUUUGAUGACUUAAAAGCUUUAAUUAUAUUGGGUUUUUUUUUUCCUUAUGAAAAAGAUAGUCAUUUAGAUUGUUUACAUUUUUACCUGCACUUAUUAUAAGCACCACCUUCACAACUUAAGCACUGCCUUAGAUUUGACACUUCCAUGGGGGAAAAAAGCACUUUUAAAAUUAAAAAAAAAAUCAUGUUAAAUAUUAAGAUAGGUAUUUACUUAAAAGCAGAUAUUUUUUUAUGUGAAAAAAAGUAGUUAUUUUCUUGGCUGCUUACUUCCAUUGUGUUUACCUUGGUACCUUUGUUUUGAAUUAAGGCCCAUGCAUACGUUAGCUUGACUCCAGGCCAAUGGGUUACACCCAAAACUUUUAUAUUUGCAGAUAGUGGUGUUCCACUCACCCUUCACCAUUGGGAGGAAUUCCAUACCCACAUGAUGCCUCAUGCUAUAUCUCAACACCGGAGUCAAUAAAACUGUGGAUGAAUAGCUUUUCUUGCUGUGCCAUUAGGUUGACUUCACAAUAAAUGCAGCCUUUAUCGUAGCAAGAAAUAAUCACAAAGAUUAACACUACUAGACCAUUUCUAGAAUAGCAUGACAGCAGCAGGCUAUGAAACGAAGACGGGACUUCCCCAUUCCGAAAUAAAUCCCGCAGGAAAACGUAACAUGUCCACAAACCUUUGCUAGCCUUCGCUCUCUUUCCCCCAAAGCAACCUACAGAUGAGCAAUUAUUUUGACAUGACAUCACUUCAACAGGAUGCUUGAUGGAUGGAACACUACUAAUUCAUUAAAUUCUCUUGACAAGUAAACAUUAACUGGAAAGUAUAGUUUUUUUAAAAAAAAAAAAUAGAAUGAAUGAUAGAAAUUCCUGCUUGGUAAUGAUUUGAUUUACAUUGUUAGCCUUUAUAUGUAAAGAGAAAAGGGUAGAAAUGGCACCUUUUUGAUGAGUUUGAUAAACAUAAUUUAAGUUUCUUACUACUGCACCUUGCAUCCAGUUUGGGGUAGAUCAAUACAUGGGUGUUUUCUCUUAGGCAUCUUUAAAAACCCUUGGUCCUCAAAAGUAGGCUAUUAGACUAAAACCUUCAUAAGUAUAAGUUUUAAAGCAUAAGAUUAGAUCUAUUUUAGUAAAUUAAUAUACAAAUACGUGAAUCAGUACCAUCUAGAAUUAGUUUCUGAAAGUUUUACGUUGAUUCUCAAGAGUUCUUACCCAAACCCUAGCUUCACAUUACUAACUGUUGAUACUCAGGUAGCCUGUAAUCCUGAAAAAGACAUUGUUGUAAUAAUAGUCCCAACAGUUCAGGUGCCUGUGUAACUCUUCAGUUUUUCUAUGUUUGUUGUAUUCUGUGUAUUUCUGUGGCUGUUCUCUCCAUGUCGUGUUUUUAAUUCUUCAUUUGAUAAUCUACUGUAACGUCGUCGCCUCUUUAAAAUCCUUAAGUGGUUUGGGUUUAAUUGUAAAGCAAUAUUUAAAUGCCUAUAAAGCAAAUGGUUCUAACAAAAAUGAUUUUUGUUUAUAGCAUGUGGGGGAAAAAAAUUAAAUAAAAAGCACACGCACCAGUUACCAGCUCUUAAUUUCCCCAUUCAUUCUCCGCUGCUGUUGCUGCUACUGCUGUCUUGUUUUGUGUUUUUUAUUUUGCCAUUAAUAAUCCCUCUUAAUAAUAAUUAUAAGAAGAAAAGUACAUGGCACAAUCCACCUAGAAUUUCUUGGAUCAAGCCUCAUUUGGGAUCCGUGGACUUGGGGAGAAGCAUCCCGUGAUGCCCUUCUGCAUUUUUAUGUAAGUUCCCAUGGGGCUUGUCCCAAAGAGCGCUUCCUGGCAGAAAUAUGCCGGCUGUGGGGUUUUUUUUUUGCCUUAUCCAUGUUACAUGAACCUGUUGGAGGAUAUUAAAAAUAAAAAAAGGCUUUAGCGAAAUGGAUUUAUUUUUAUAAUAUUUAACAACUGUCAAUACCCAACUAUAUUAACUAUUACAAAUUCGUAUUUACCUUUUUAGAGAAGUCUGUACAGGUUUGUGGACAUAAAUGUUAAAAAAAAAAGUGUCAAUGCAAAUAAAGGCUGUUUUGGAGAAGA
Molecule: messenger RNA, 6239 nt
Organism: Pantherophis guttatus
Lineage: Eukaryota; Metazoa; Chordata; Lepidosauria; Squamata; Colubridae
Gene: OSBPL2
Product: oxysterol binding protein like 2
Cellular component (GO): perinuclear endoplasmic reticulum; plasma membrane; cytosol
Molecular function (GO): cholesterol binding
Source: RefSeq, a predicted model, not a curated record